Molecule: messenger RNA, 3612 nt
Organism: Ornithorhynchus anatinus (platypus)
Lineage: Eukaryota; Metazoa; Chordata; Mammalia; Monotremata; Ornithorhynchidae
Gene: KRIT1
Product: KRIT1 ankyrin repeat containing
Exons: 20
Coding region: 456-2672 (738 amino acids)
Biological process (GO): negative regulation of angiogenesis; cell redox homeostasis; regulation of establishment of cell polarity
Cellular component (GO): plasma membrane; cytoskeleton
Molecular function (GO): protein binding
Source: RefSeq, a predicted model, not a curated record
CCUGCUGCCGCAAAAUAACCGAACCGAGACCCGUUCCACAGACUGGGUGAGAGAAAUCUGGAGCGCGUUCCCACAGGAAGUUGGGGAGGCGGCGAAUAUCAGUAGUUGGAGCUCGGGUCCUGGACCUCCCCACAUUGUGUCGCCGUGUCUACACUGAUGCUGUUGUGCACACCACUGCUGUGGCUAGUUUACAAAAUGAACUUUGCCACUUAACGCUAAGCAGCGACUCCAAGGGGAAUGGAGGAGCCUGUUGGGCGGCAGAGGCGGAGGAGAUGAGGCACGGAGAAGUGAAGUGACUUUGACUUUGUCUUCCCCAAAGGAGCCUGGGUGGAGCCUGAUGCGCUACUUUUGUCAGUGAGGCAGCGAAACGUCGGUGAAAGAUUCAGCCUCAGGACGGGUCUCAUCCUCCAGGAACCCUAAGAGCGGAGUUGUUUCCAAACAGAAGAAAGUCAACUAUGGGUAAUCCAGCCAACCUAGAAGAUGCGUACGUCGCUGUGAUUCGCCCAAAGAAUGCUGCCAGUCUCAAUUCUCGGGAAUAUCGAGCGAAGUCUUAUGAAAUUUUAUUGCUGGAGGUUCCCAUUGAGGGGCAGAAAAAAAAGAGGAAAAAGGUUUUGCUGGAGGCCGCGGUCCAAGGGGGCAGUGAGCUGUCCCAGGGAAUUUUGGAUUACGUGAUCGAAAGCACCAAGCCCAUUUCCCCAGGCAAUCAAGGGAUCCGAGGGAAACGAGUGGUGUUAAUGAAGAAGUUUCCUCUCGAUGGAGAGAAGGCAGGCCGGGAAGCGUCACUUUUCAUCGUCCCGUCAGUCGUCAAAGAUAACACGAAAUAUGCCUACAGUCCAGGAUGCCCAGUUUUCUACUGCUUCCAGGACAUCAUGAGAGUGUGUAGUGAAUCCAGUUCUCACUUUGCUACCCUCACAGCCAGGAUGCUCAUCGCCUUGGACAAGUGGUUAGACGAGCGACAUGCCCAGUCCCAUUUCAUCCCAGCCUUAUUCCGGCCCUCUCCCUUGGAGAGGAUUAAAAGUAACGUCACCAACCCGGCGUACGCCACCGAUCCCGGGCCGACGGACAGCGCGCUGCACAUGGGCUAUACGGCACUCGAAAUAAAGAGCAAGAUGGUGGCCCUGGAAACCGCAGACACGUGUAUCUACAACCCCCUGUUUGGCUCCGACCUCCAGUACACCAACAGGGUGGACAAGGUGGUGAUCAACCCGUACUUUGGGCUUGGCGCUCCAGACUACUCCAAGAUCCAGAUUCCCAAGCAGGAAAAAUGGCGGCGCAGUAUGAGCAGCGUCAUGGAAGACAAGGAGCGCCAGUGGGUGGACGACUUCCCCCUCCACCGCAGCGCCUGCGAAGGGGAUUCGGAACUGCUGAGCCGACUGCUCGAUGACAACUUUUCAGUCAACCAGCUAGACAGUGACCACUGGGCGCCGAUCCACUACGCGUGCUGGUAUGGGAAAGUGGAAGCCACUCGAAUGCUGUUGGAUAAAGGGAAGUGUAAUCCAAACCUCCUCAACGGACAGCUGAGUUCUCCUCUUCAUUUUGCUGCCGGAGGAGGGCAUGCUGAAAUAGUGCAGAUCCUGCUACAACACCCAGAAAUUGACCGACACAUUAGCGACCAGCAAGGAAGAUCUCCGUUAAACAUCUGUGAAGAGAGCAAGCAGAACGAAUGGGAAGAGACGGCAAAGCUGUUAAAGGAAUCCCUCAAUAAACCCUACGAGAAGGUGCGGAUCUACCGGAUGGAUGGGUCGUACCGCUCGGUGGAGCUGAGGCACGGAGGCAAUACCACAGUCCAGCAGAUCAUGGAGGGCGUGCGCCUCUCGCCGGAAACCCAGCAGUACUUCACCAUCUGGAUCUGCUCCGAAAACCUCAGCCUGCAGCUGAAGCCUUACCACAAACCCCUGCAACACGUUCGCGACUGGCCGGAAAUCCUCGCCGAGUUGACCAACUUGGAUCCACAGAGGGAAACGCCCCAACUUUUCCUGAGAAGAGAUGUGAGACUCCCUCUGGAAGUGGAAAAAAAGAUCGAGGAUCCACUCGCUAUCCUUAUUCUCUUCGACGAAGCCAGAUAUCACUUGCUGAAAGGCUACUACACAUCUCCGGACGCCAAGCUGAUAACUCUGGCCAGCCUCCUGCUGCAGAUCGUCUACGGAAACUACGAGAGUAAAAAGCACAAGCAAGGGUUCCUGAAUGAAGAAAAUCUCAAAUCCAUAGUGCCCAUUACCAAACUGAAGAACAAGGCGCCUCACUGGACCAAUAGAAUCCUUCACGAGUACAAGAAUCUCAGCGCCAGUGAGGGGGUCAGCAAGGAGACCCAUCACCAUCACCUCCAGCGGAUGUUCCUGCAGAACUGCUGGGAAAUUCCAACCUACGGGGCGGCUUUUUUCACGGGACAAGUGUUCACCAAGGCGACCUCCAGCAGCCACAAAGUCAUCCGCGUGUACGUGGGCGUGAACGUGAAAGGGCUCCAUCUCCUCAACAUGGAAACCAAGACGUUACUCAUCAGCCUGAAGUACGGUUGCUUUAUGUGGCAGUUGGGAGAUGCCGACACCUGUUUUCAAAUUCAUAGUCUGGAAAACAAAAUGAGCUUCAUAGUGCAUACCAAACAGGCGGGCCUCGUGGUACAGCUCCUCAUGAAGCUGAACGGGCAGUUGUUGCCCCCCGAAAGGAACGAAUGAAUACGCUUCUCCGACCCUCGAGUAUUGUCCGGGCAAUCCAACCGGAUUUUCACGGAGAGAGCUCUCGGCUCUGUAGAAAUGUGCCAUUUUUGUAUCGUUUUAUGUUGUACAGGAUCUGCGUUUUAAAAAAUUGGAAUAUGCCAGCUAUUUUUAUAUGAUGAUAUUCUCUUUGCGCUCUUCUCGUUUUUGAGAUAAACACGAGAUUGCCUCUGUUAAGACGUGUGUUAGAUGUAGUCACGGAGACGAAAACCCUGCGGGUUUUGGGACAGUCGAGAUCCUUCAGGCCCCAUAAUCGACCUGAGAGCCGGCCUGUGCUUUGGUAGAUUUCUGUAGGUUAGUUCAGAAACUAACGGCGCCUAGACUUGCUUUUUUGACCACGUGCCCAACCAUCAGCAGAGUGACUCAGAGCGAUUUCUUUGUAAAUCUCUGCAAAUGUUGUGCAACUGUUUAAAGACUCACAUUAAAACUGCCAGUUCCGAGGCUUUCCAGGUAAAGCGGCUUCCUCUCCGCUCCCCGCCACCGAGAAGCCCGGCGCGGUCGUUCAACCCCUGGCCAUCUGUCAGAGAUCCCGCUCCGGCCUUCCGACGCCCCGCGAGACGGGGAGUAGCCGAUCCGGCGCCCCGCUCCGCCCCGCCUUCCCCCGCGUCCGACGACACACCUCGGUUCCUCUGGAAAUCUGCAAGGGGCAGACGGAGGGCCGCGGAACUUGACGGGACUCGGUGUGUGCCAGGGGCUGGCAAGGAAGGACGCUCCACCCACCAGCCGCUCUCCGGGCCGGGCUGUGGGUUCAGACUCACUUCUCCUUCCUCAGUGUCCUCAUCUGUAAAAUGGGGAUAAUAAUAGAAUAUUCGCCCUGCCCUGCCUCACAAGGUUGUGAGGUCAAAAAUGAGAUACGCAAUGUGAGAGUGCUUUGAGAAUAAAAGUGCUGUAUAAAAAUGAA